CUGCAUGGAAGUAGUUUAUGUUUAGAUUUUUCAUGUUUCCUUUAUAUAUUUUGUAAAUAAGAUCUGGAGAUUUCACGAAUGCUAUGACAAUUGCCGAGGCUCUAAGCCUCUAUCAGAAUGGUUCUAAACGCCGCUGUACAAAUGUUAAGAGAGGCAGAAGAGUUAAAACAGAAAAUAUUAAAAUUUAACAGUGGAACUUCAAUGCUGCAAGAUAAGACUUUAUGGGCGACACAGCAGCAACUACAGAAGGUAUAUCAAAAAGUCUUGGUGCUAGAUCUGGACUAUGCCUUAGAAAAGAAAGUUGAGCAAGACCUCUGGAAUGUUGGUUUCAAGCAACAGAUUGAGGCUUUGCAGGCAAUAUCGAAAGAUAGAAAGAGUUCGCUGCGGAGUGAAGCGCAGGCGAUGUUGUCGUGGGUGCUGCAAGCCGCCGUAGGGUUCUAUUUGUGCCUGCUGCAUCAAAUCUGCACCACCUUCAAGUUAGACCUUCCAUUUAGGCGUAGAGCAUCGCUCCUGGGCGCGGUAGAGGGUUGGGAGGCGAGCGCGGGGGUGGGCGCGGUCAGCGCGGGGGGGGCGGCCGCCGCGCGGUACGCCAGUCAGCAUUGCCUCGUGCACCUGGGCGACCUGGCGCGCUACAGGCACCAGCUGCGAGUCGCACACACCUUCUACAGGCACGCCCUUGCCGUAUCCGUGCACUCGGGACAACCAUACAACCAGUUGGCCUUGGUGGCGUGGCGGCGUGGACGUCGACUGGCAGCGGUGUACUGGCACGUGCGCUCUUUGCUGGUGCGUGCGCCAUUCCCGCCCGCACCCGCCAACCUCGCACGCACCCUCGCCGCCGCCGCCAGUCGUGACGUGAAGGAAGUGCCAGCGCUGCCAGUACUGCCAGGCCUGACUCCCGCGGCCGUGCAGACCACCGGCGCGCCGGACAGCUUGGACUCGCACACCUACGCCAACGAGCUCGUGCGGACGCUACACUACCUGCACACAGCCGAGCAAUUGGACACUGCCGCCGAGCUGGUGAAUGUCUUGAACUCUUCGCUGUCACCUCACAUCGCCACCGAUAGCUUUGAUUCAAUGACACUCAUUAAGAUGGCGUGCGUGAUAAUAUGGGUGGUGCAUUCCACUACCGAGGACUUCUCAUUGGAAGCCAAUGCUCUGAGUGAUGCUGAGGUGACGGCGGCGCAACUGGCGUCGUCACUGGCGGCCGCUUCGCUUCUAUCGCUUUUACUGCCCGCGUAUACAGCUGACGAGCCGCCGCAGAAAGCCUUGCCAGCACUGAAAGUGUGGCUGCAAUGGCUCGUGGCGUACCCAAAGGCGGUGAGUACCACCGGUUGGGUGUCGCGGCCGCAGGUGUGGGCUGCGCUCGCGCAUGUGUUCAACAAACUCGUUCCGCAGUGCGACAGGGACAACAAGUAUGUUUCGGUGCCUCUGCCCGAAGACGAAGAACUCCACGGCUUCCUGCCGCUUGAGGAUGCGUUCAAAGGGCUCAAGUUCAUCAGCCACAGCAACUGGGACUCCACCAAAGUGCCCGACGUGGAGCCCAAUGACGAUGAUGUGGGUGCGGCGGGCAUAUCGAGCCUGUCUCUGAUCGGAGAGCCCGAGUUGGAGCAACGCGUGCGAGCGGGACGCUUGUUGGAGCUUGGCCGACGGCUCGCCGACAACCAUCCCUCGCAUCUCACUUAUACCGAGGAAGAAGGGGUACUGACGUUCACAGCAAGUGCAGUGGACGGCGAACAGUUAUCGCAGCUGGUAGCGCACCUCGCCGCCUCGAACGCACGCACCGGCACCUCCCCUCCACCCGCACCGCCACCCCCCGUCAUCAUCUCCGAGGCGGAUUUCAGGGAAAAGGUUCGAGAGAAGCGCGUGGGGAUACUGAAGCCUCAAGGAUCUUUGGAACGCUCGCGAGAAGAACGCGCGCUGGCCACCACUCAGGAGGAACCGGAAAGUGAAGCGAGCUCGGAAGGAAGUAAAUCAGAAGACAAGAAGGAAGUGCGCAAAUCUCGCGUCAACAUCGCUAUGGCAGCCAUCAUGCGAAAGCAGGAGGAAACUAAUAAACAGGUGAAAUUUGUGACGCCGCCUCCGACACCUGAUUCAAUGAGUGAACCGACUGAAAAUCAAACCGAUUUAACUCCAAAAGACGACCAGCCGAAACUCAUACAGCCAAAAGCGAUGAAGAGCCUCGCCAAUUUGCCUGUCGGUAGAAAAACCGGCGGCAUUCUCUCCUUGAAAGACAAAUCCGCUGGCUACCCCCACUUGCAAAACACAGACCCAGAACCUAAAAAACCGGAAAAGGAAGAGAAGAAGGAAGUCAAAAGUAACCAAACGACCAACUCUAACUCUCAAACUUACCAACAGAAGCGUGAGCAUGGGGCGAAUUGGUCUAAUUUAGCAGCGCCUAACUACAAUGAAAUUCCGCGAAUGAAUUUCCAAAAGACCUACGGAAUACAAAAUGCAGGAAUUAAUUAUAAUCCUUGCUACCAAAUGCCAAGUCCUAACAGCCAAGGCAUUAGACUGCCUGUCGUCAAUCCCAAGGAAAUAGAUGUUAGAACUGCAGCAUUACAGAAACAAAAUUCUCGACAAGAACUUUUCCAAGACGGUCACAAGUUCGCCAACCACGGCUACCAAAUAUCUGGCGAUAAAAAGAACUUUUUGAAUGAUUUGCCUCCACGAUUUGCCAAUCAGUACCGCUAUUGGCAGGGCAGCCAGGAGAACCAAUACGUAGAUAACAAAUUCAAGGACGAUAACCCAAAAAAUGCCAAUAUGUCCUUCAAUGCCCAACAACAACCUCCCCGGCCGAAUUGGCCGACACAACAACAAAACGAGAACUUCCAACAACCAGUGCCCUGGUGGAAACCAGAAAACCAAACCAAUUUCAACCCUCAACCAUUUACCACACCGCCAAUGAAUAUGCCAAAUUUCUAUUCAACUGUGCCUGCGAACAUUCCAUACGCGAAUUUGCAGUACAAUCAAAUCCAAGGUCAAAGUUUACAAAACUUGGGCCAGAAUGUGCCAAAUAUUGGCCAGAGUAAAGCUGAUUUAACCCCAAAUUACGUUCAGUCAGCAAUCGGGCAACCUCAAAUACAGACUUUGCAAAAUUUGGUUACAUCCCAAAAUUUUAGUUCGACCCUUAGCAGUUUUGGUCCUUACGCACCUUCCGUAAGUUAUGACUCUUCUAUGUACCCUCAAUUCAACAAACUUAGCUACCAACCCAUGCAGAUGAAAAUGAUGGAGAAACCAAAAUAUCCGGGUGCUAAAGAGUUGGAUGUUGGAUUAAAUUUUGGCUCCAAUGUUUUGGAGUUGCAGCAGAGGAAUAUGAACUUUGAGUCGUUCGGGGGUGAAGGUGGUGCUAUUAAACCUUCUGAAGAUGCUGCGGGCGGGGCGGCGGCGGGUGCGGUCGCGGGUGAAGGCAGUACGUAUUCCUUGUUCAGCGGCGCACCCGAAGCACCCACGUGGCCUCCGCGCGGUCAGCACCAGUAAACACAUACACAGAUUCAGACUGGUCGUGUUCGCAUUAUCGAAUCGAGUUCGAGUAUCGAAUUGCAAAACGUGUCGCAAUUUCACCAUGGCGCGCGGUUUCUCCUAAGCAGAUUUAUGAAGCGAAUCACAACAUCAGUUAGGUUUGAAUAAGCAAGAUGCAGUGAAGACCAUAGAUUAAACUUUAUAAUAGAUGCGUGAAAGGUGGUGAAAACCUACGAGUGUAGCAAGUGUAGAGACUGCGUGAGUGACGCAAAGCAUCUUGUAUUUGAUAAGCUGCGAUUGGUUCAAUUCGCAUUUGGGCUAGAACACUAAAUUAAUAACAUAUAUAACCACUCCACUUUAGUAGUGUUUGUCAAACUAGCGCUAACACACGCCAGCAACAUUAAGCGGGCGUGAAGUGAGACGUGCGCGGGGCGUUUUCACUGUUUUUUGACACAA
Molecule: messenger RNA, 3915 nt
Organism: Pararge aegeria (speckled wood butterfly)
Lineage: Eukaryota; Metazoa; Arthropoda; Insecta; Lepidoptera; Nymphalidae
Product: protein SMG7-like
Exons: 18
Coding region: 118-3477 (1119 amino acids)
Biological process (GO): nuclear-transcribed mRNA catabolic process, nonsense-mediated decay
Cellular component (GO): telomerase holoenzyme complex
Molecular function (GO): telomerase RNA binding; protein binding; telomeric repeat DNA binding
Source: RefSeq, a predicted model, not a curated record